AUGGUCCCGGUCGAAGAAGCGGAAAAGGCGGGAGUCUCGAGCACCAACAAAACCCGAAACUCGGAUACCGGAUGUUUUGUAAGCGUAAAAACUCAUCAAAUUCAUAAAAAUCUCUACAUUUUCAGGUCCAAACUGUUCAGUGCACUUCUAGCUCCGAAUCGGAAACGUCUGAAACGUACAUCCAGUUCAACAAGGGACGCAAGGGUCUUUUCGCGGCCGUUCAGCAGACUAUUCAACUCUUUUGUAAUGAGCAGGGCAAAUGGGAGGUAAUAUUGUUGUUUUCACAAUUUUUUUUGGAUUAAAAAUGCAAAUUUCAGUUCCGACACUCGAGAUUGACACUUACAGUCACCGCGCUCACUUGCCUGGCCACCUAA
Caenorhabditis sp. 36 PRJEB53466 is the source of this 374-nucleotide messenger RNA. NCBI's taxonomy places the organism in Eukaryota, Metazoa, Nematoda, Chromadorea, Rhabditida, Rhabditidae. The record is from the annotation of a GenBank genome assembly.